Molecule: messenger RNA, 4437 nt
Organism: Marchantia polymorpha subsp. ruderalis
Lineage: Eukaryota; Viridiplantae; Streptophyta; Marchantiopsida; Marchantiales; Marchantiaceae
Source: the annotation of a GenBank genome assembly
AACAACUCGAGCGGUGAUCAAUUGCUAAAAAUCGAGGAUGUGGUAAUCUUAUAUUAUUUGAUGAAAAGGCCAGGCUUCUUUCCAAUGGAGAGAGCAAAACUGACGAGUCACAGCGUGAAGUAGAGAUGGGAACAAUUCUCCAUCCCACACCAAAUUUCAUCGCUCGCACUACAGAUCCAAGAUUAAAUCUGUUAAAAGAGGUUCUAGGUCUGUUGGUGACGAAUUGCGUGGGAGAAGCUUUGGCGCUGUGAAUAACAGAAAUAGAUGGGAAGUGAUGGAACUCGAAGGUUGGCUUCUACGAGGGAUGGUAUAGUACCUGUACUGUUCAGUACAGAGCUCUAGCGCGAAGGGAAGUUAUCGAAGCUCGGAACACGGAAGGGGAGGUGAUUCACAUGGAGUGAGAAAUUGAAUCAGUACAUGUCGGGCAACAGCCGCGUUCAACAUUGUCAUCCUGACAUCGAGGUCAAGGUUUCGAAAUCGUUCGAUAAUCUGGAGGGCCGUGAGUGUUUGCUGGAGAUUUGAUAGCGUAUUGCUGCAACUCACCCAACAUUGUCAGUACUUCGACACUCCGUACUGUCUUCUUCUCAGACGACGCGAUGGUCACCAAAGAGAGAUGUCUCAGGCUGAAAUCUAAGAGCAGGUCAAGCUGGUGGAUGUUGUUUGGUCGGGAUUGCUGAAAAUGCAGUCGAGCAAAGUUUCAGAUUUCCAAGGAAUAAAAGCUUCUGCACCAGUUGCAUUACCAAUGUGGGUUCCUAAAGAAGAUUCUUCGCAAUAUCCGUUCGAAGACAAACCUCACAGUACCUUUACAGGUCCUCCACCUGGUCUUCCUCCAUCAUCUGGACCUCUUGGCCCGUCUCAUUUCCAGCAACGACCUCAAGGUCCAUAUAUCGGACUUCCACAUGGUUCAUCUUCUCAGCAUCCACAGGGGUCUGCAGGUCCUUCUUUUCCAAAUCCUCACAUGCAAGACCGCGGCGCACCUCUCCCUCCUCAACCCGGUGCUGCAGUACCUCCUGCUUCGCAAUCCUACAUGCAUCAGCAAAGACCCAACGGGCUCCCUAUGACACCUCCACCACAACAUCCUCCUUAUACAGGGCCUCCCUUGCCAAAUCACCAUGGCCCAGGUAACUUCUCACAACCCAAUGUUCAACCUCCGUCUCAACCACUCUCUCAUCAAAUCACGCCUCCAGGAAAUGCACCUAGCCAGUCUUCUUUCCAGACAGGCUUAAAUGCUCAGCUUGCUCCUGGAGGUCCUCCUCCCUUUCCCUACCAGCAGCAUCACUUAUUGCCACUCACGUUCCAAUCGUCUCUCUCUAGUACAGAGAACAAUGUGCAGGGAAUUGCAGCCGUUUCUCCGGCACAACCCUUUCAUGGUCCUCCGACACCUCAUUCGCAUGGUGGUCCUCCAGGUUUACCUUCUUAUGGAGUCUCUCAAGUGGCGCAGGGGCCUUUGCCAGGUCCUCCUCCGCACCCAACAGCUCACAGUGCACCAGCUUCUCCCGGGCAAAUGUUACCGCAUGGAGGUCAUUCUAAUAGGAUUGGUCCGUUUCAGCCACAUGGGAAGGUGAUGAAUGCUACUUCGAUUCCCCAAGGCCAUCAAGCUAUUCAGCAUUCUGGGACGUCGGGAGGCUCUGGACGACCGUCGAAGUUUUCCUCUCAAGCUCAAGGACCUCCGUCUCAAUUCUCGCCUCAGCCUCAAGUUGAUAACCGUCAAAUUACUAUGCAGGGUUCUCAGGUAGUACCUUCUCAACAUGCUCAUCAUGCGCUUCAAAAUUCAAUGGUACAGGGUGGUCCUGCUCAAAAUCCAUCCAAAUUUCACUCACCGCCCUUUGGUGCAACUUCACACGGUUCAACACCCUCUCAGUCAGAGAGUAAUGAUGCAGCCCAUGUUCCACAGUAUCACUCAUCUGGACCACACCAGUCCGGUUCUCAACAUUAUCACAACAAUUUUCACUACCCUCAGGGAUUACAUGGCCCUGGAAUACCUCCUUGGCAACAGCCUCGUCUUCCUCACUUGAAUCCUUCUCAACAACUGGGUUCGUGGCAACAAAGAAGUAGUAAUCAAGCGCAGGAAAUGAUGGCCUCUGGCUAUCAUUCUGAAGGUCCGAGUCUUCAGCAUUCAGGAAACGUACAUCAGUCUCAGAACUUUCAAUCAGCGCAGGAGAAGGUUACGGGUCAGCAAGAUUCUUCGUAUGACGAACCAAAGAUGCGACGGGAGCAAAAGAGGAAGUCACGGUGGGAUCCAGCUCCAGAAGAGCAGUCCACGAAAGAUGGACUACCACAAGCGGACGAAUCUUGGCAACCUCCCCUAGUUGAUAAGUCUUGGUAUCCUGGACCUUGUUCUGGACAACCACAGGGACUAUUGGAAAAUCAAAAUGGGCAUUCGGGUCUUGUUUCAACCGCGAAUAGCCGCAGUAACACCGUUGGAUCUAUGGAGCUAGCAGUUCAAGCAGCAGUACUUCGCGAGCAGGAAAACAGCGCCCAGGAGAUCAUAUCCCUGCAAAGACGUGAGAAGAGACCUCACGAAACGAUGGAGAUGGCUGAAAGAGACAUCAUGUCAUUACGACACGAUCCUGUUGAUUUAAAGGAGAAACUUUUGAGGAUGACUUCUGAACAUCGGGUGGACAUGGCUUCCAAGCGUGGAAGAUCCAAUCAACAUGACCAAGGUGAGAAUCUGGAAAUCGGAAACGGGUAUGGAGUACCAGGGGGUGGAGCAUAUUACAACAGUGCGCGUCCUCCAAUGUUCAGUAUUGGUGCUGGUCCUACUGGGUUUAGAACAGAUUGUGCACGACCGUCUCUCGAGAGCAUGCAUGAUGGACGGUCUAGUGUUCCAAUGCAGGGGCCAUCAGGUCCACUCAGGGACACAGAAAAUGGUAACGAAAGGUUUAACUCGAGCAUAAAUCACCGCAAUUCUAAAGAUGAUCACAUGAGUGGUGGGAGAAGCGAAGCUGUGCCAGGUAGUCAUAAUGACUAUGACAUUGGCGUAGAAAGAACGGAUUUGCCAGAUUUGUUGAAGCAACGGUUAAAGGCUCGAGGCAUUUUGAAGGAAGAAACUGCUGCUGAGUCGGCAUUAGUGGACUCAUCAGAUGGUAGGCCCUCCCAGAAAGACUCAUCGCCAGCAGUUCUCCCUGCAGGCUGGGUAGAAGGUGUUGAUCCAGACAGUGGAAUUGUUUAUUACUUCAAUCAAACCACUGGAAAAAGUCAGUGGGAGCGACCUACCGUGAAAGCUGUUUUGCCACCUCCUCCACCACCACCAGCACUGCCACCUUUGCCUCCAGACUGGGAGGAAACAACGGACGUUGGCACGGGACAGAAGUACUACUAUAAUAUGAAGACCAACGAAUCAAGCUGGGAGAGGCCAAAGCCAGUUAAUGGAGUCUCAGCAUCUAAGAAACAAGAACAUCUUGGCACAGAAGCUGUAUCCAACGGAGCUGCUGCGAAAUUUAAAAAGUGUGCUGGUUGUGGUGGUUGGGGUCGAGGUUUAGUGCAGGCUUGGAACUAUUGCAAUCAUUGUACGAGAGUUCUCAGCAUAGAGGUUCCACCUCAAACCGCUUCGUCGGUUUCGAAACGAAAUUCUUCUUUGGUAGCGACCACGACUGUGGACUCCGUUCUUGAUGAGGUUUCUGCGGAACCAGAGUUCAAGCACAAAUGGCAAGCUGAUAUUGCUGCUGCCGUCGAAGCUGAAACCGUGAAGAAAGAUCCAAAGCAAAGAUUGGGUUUAAGGCCACCGACAGGGAAGGCCAAUCGGAAGGACCAAAAAAGAAGAAUUCCUACGGAAUCGGAUGAAUUGGAUCCUAUGGAUCCUAGUGCUUACUCCGAUGCCCCUCGUGGUGGAUGGGGAGUCGGUCUGAAAGGUCAACAACCACGCGCGGCAGAUACGACGGCUACUGGUCCUUUAUUUCAACAACGACCGUAUCCGUCACCCGGGGCAGUGCUGAGGAGGAAUGCAGAGCUUGCUGGACAUCAGCAGGCCAAGGCCGGUCCCAAUUAUUCCGUGAUUCAUAAACGGGGAGAUGGUAGUGAUGGUCUAGGGGAUGCGGAUUGAAUCAAAGCCCAGUCUGAGUAUUCUAGGUUAGCUAUUCCCAUUGGUGAAUUUUAGAUUUGGAAGCCGUUGUCAGGUCCACAGAGGUUAUUGAUCUCUAGGGCAUGAUAUUAGUUUAGUAACUCAGGAUCAAGUCUUUGUCUGUAAGUGGAAUUCAGUAAAGUUGGAAGUCCCCAAGCUUUUGUUGCAAUGUAGUCAUCUUACUUCCCUGAGCUUGAAAACAUAACGAAGAUGUCAAUUUAAAGAGAGUCAGUGUUCUUUUCUUAAAAUCAAUUCUUCUUCGAAGUAAUAGAAACAUGUACCAGUCAAAGCUUGGUUGAGCUUCUACCCGAAGACAAUCCAAUAGGAAGGUCUGUAUUUUAUCACACAGCGGGAGGCAAUUCCAGCGUGUUACUACG